GGUGCAAUCAGUCCGUGAAUGUUCUCUGGGGGAUUGUUGACGGAUGCUUGGAUUGUGCUGUCAAAACUUGGCUCCCGUUCUCGUUUUCACACCUUGGCUCAGCUUCUGUCUCCGCGAGUCAUGGACCACUGACACUGAGUGGUCAGGCUGAAAAAGCUUCCAACAGGCUAAUUUAAUGAACUAUGAUACCGUGAGCACUUUGAUUGUAACUCCCACUGACAAUGUGGGAAACUAGAUGAGGACAGGCUGCUCUCUUGAGAAUAUGUUCUCCAGGAAUCGCUUCAAUGGACAACACGGAGCAGGUGUUGCCCCUAAAGGAGGCACAAAGGCAAAAGUCCACUCACCCAAAAAGAGGGCUCCAAACCCCAGGGUAGCACUGGUCAUUCGGGGCAAAAUACAUCGUCUCUUGCAAGGCUCUGCAGACCACCAUGUCCCAGAUUCCCACCUCUAUUAUACAGGCAUUGAGGAGGAGGAGGAGGGGGAAACACAGGAGGGCAGAAAGGAGCACAGAAGCAGAUAUUCAAAGGUCGGCCCCAGGCCUGAGACUUACCCUCCAAAAGUGUCAAACGGUAAAGGUCAUGGAGUAGCACCAGCGCCGCCAUGUGUAGGAGAGGUAGAGUUGAACAGAGAGGGAUGUAUAAGAAUACCCUGCACUUUGCAGCAUAAAAGCUGCAGAUCCCCAGCAAAUAUGAAACGAAUCUCCUUUGUGGGUGAUAUUCGGCCAACACCUGAGCAGAUGCAACCGCCCCCACACUAUACUCCAAUAGGCCCAGACAUGAAUGGUACCAAAUUUGCAGGAGCAACCGGAAGGGAAUUUCCUUCACCCCGUAUUCGGCCAAAGAGACCCUUUUCUGCUGGUGACUGUGUGGACUACAACUUUAACAGAGCUCUGCCAGGUACGCUGUUGGAAGAGGAUGAGGAUAAAGAGGAGGAGUCGAGUGCCAUAAUUGAGCACAUUCUUAAAGAGCUGAGGGGGAUCAACAAGAUCCAGGAGGAAAUCUCCGACCUCAGGGAUUACCUGACCUCCGUUCGAGGGUCAGUUGAGGAAGUAUCAUCCUGUGUCGAUGCCGUAUUGUUGGAGAUUGAGGGCAUUCGUUCUAGCAACAAAGCUGGUUCAGGGGAACACGCCGGUACCUGGUCGGGGGCAGGGUCCAAAGAUGGACCAUCCUCUCGCAGAAGACCUGCUAGUGCUUAUGGCAGUUUAGGGAGCGCAAUACCAAAGUCUGAAUCAAAUCUUUUCCCCCAAGUCUGCAAUGAGCGCCAUAGCAUCCAUGGAGAAUUACUGCUAGCAAGGGCAGAGGAGUCUACUGUCUCCCCAAUUGCUGAAUCAGUGGAUAAUCAGGAACUAGAGGAAGGAGAGGAUAACUCUGACCAUAGCUCGGAUAUCCCAGUAGGUGCGAUAGCAAGAAAGCUCAGCUUUGGCUACUUUGAAAGGCAGGAUGGCCAAGACUGUCCAAGCACCAGCUCCUUGUCUUCUGGUCAUAGUGAGUCAGAUCUAGAGAGACCAUCAUCUAGUCAUGGAAGGAAGCAGCAAAGAACUGUUGAUGGGGAGGAACAUUGGACAAACACGGGACCACCACACAGUGCCUCUGCAGAAUCUGCGUGGCAUCAGGAAACUGCUUACCACAGGGACAGGAGUCCGGAAGAGCAUGAAAGUGAGACCCCUCUUUGCUGUGAAGGAGCUGGUAGCUGGGAUCACUACAGAGGGGCAGGGGGAUAUGGUACAUCAGGGCAGUGCUCCACGGGAAGUUCUGAACAUCUCUCUAUUCGUUCUGGGAAACAUUACAACUCACCUGCCAGCACUUCUAGCAGGGAGGAGUGGCAGUCACGGAGGAGAAGGCCUCAAACUCAGUCUGGCAUUAAUGUUCCAACAGAUACUGACCUUGAGAAGCCCGCUGCAGGAUACGAGUAUGCUGCUGAUUUUUCAUACCCUCAAAGCUCUGGUUACCAUUCAGUUGAUGGGCAUGAUGGAGAAGCAGAGGAAUUUGACUAUGGGCAAUCAAAUGACCUGAGCUACACCACAGAGUGUCAUGUCGAUAGUUAUCAGGAAAAUUUUUUAGCCUAUGAAGAGUCUUCAGCAGUGACAUGGACUGAGGCUUCCUUAUGUACAACUGUAGAUGAUGUGGACAGGCUGUACAUCCAACAGACUGAAGCCACCAACCAAAGCUUAGAAAACAGACUCCCUCGCUCUGUCAGUGCAGAUGUCCAAGCUGGUGGUUUCAAUGUCAAGCGCAUAGGCCGAGCUGUACUUGAUUUUAGCUCAGCUUUGCGGGGAGCAUUACGCAAAAUUGAAGUACCUGGACCCCAGGAAGCAGACUUUGAAAUAUCAAUGCCUUCUGACUUGUCUACAGCUGAGUUGCCUUCAAAACCUCUAUCCUAUGAGGCACAAUCAGAACAAACAUGUGACGAAACCCUGAAAGGUGAUGUGGUUGAUAGAAGUAGUGCUGUUGGGGAGUUGAGCAAAAACAGUACUUUAGAGAAAUCAGAUGUUUUCUCUGUGGAGCCUAUGCUUGAAGAAGCCAACAACAGCCUUACAUUGGAGUCUACAGACACUUGCUAACACCCUCCUUGUUCGGAAAAGAUCCUCUCAUGCCCAGAAGAACUUUUAGUUUGCCCUGACCCAAUUUCCAGUAGCACUUCAAUACUGCCUCCACCUUAU
Molecule: messenger RNA, 2659 nt
Organism: Epinephelus lanceolatus (giant grouper)
Lineage: Eukaryota; Metazoa; Chordata; Actinopteri; Perciformes; Serranidae
Source: RefSeq, a predicted model, not a curated record